Aspergillus pseudonomiae is the source of this 1432-nucleotide messenger RNA. Its product is annotated as bZIP transcription factor. The record is from RefSeq and is a predicted model, not a curated record. Lineage: Eukaryota; Fungi; Ascomycota; Eurotiomycetes; Eurotiales; Aspergillaceae. Bases 8 to 895 code for a protein of 295 amino acids. The transcript is spliced from 2 exons.
AGACACCAUGCCUGGAGAUAACGACGACAGAGUACCAAAACGCCGGAAGCGAGUCAUAACUCCGGCGCGGAAAGAACAGAACCGGGUCGCCCAACGGGUUUAUCGGCAAAGGCAAAAAGAACGACUACAGCGAGAAAAACAUAUCGCUAGACCAUCUUGCACGCCCAGAAUCCUACAGCCAAUCCCAGCUGUAAAAUAUGUGCAAGCACCACCUGUAGAUCCGAUCUGUUGUACGGCAGAAUCUCCAGCAGUACAUCCAGACACUCGAGAGAGGCAAUGCUUAGCACCGAUAAAGUUAACUCUGGAUCAUUUAUUUCCUUCAGAGAGCGCUCGUAAUACACAUAAUGGAGAUGCACAAUCUCAGCGCAUUGAGGAGCAUACUUCGAAUGAGAACACACCGCCAUCAAGUUCCAUAGAGAUAAUGUUACCUGACCCGUACCAGAACACUCUCGAAUCAACACAUACUAUGCUUCUCCGCGCAUGCCUUCACAAUGCCCAAUGCCUUGGAAUCAGCAUCAAGCAAUUCUUCAGCUAUGAGUGCAUGUCUCUUUGUUCACCAUUCUAUCGACCCCACACUACCAUGUCGGAUGACCCUCACGCCCUCAUCAAGAACGUUUCGAGUCCAUCUACCCCUGCGCAUCUCCAACCAACCUUGCCUCAGAUCCUCUUUCCUCAUCAUCCGCUGUUAGACCUGCUUCCAUUGCCUUUAUUAAGAGCCAGAGCGGUCAUGUUAGCUGCUACGGCACCCACCUCGAUAGAUGCCGGCGACCUAAAGAGAGAUAUCGUGGAAAGGGCGGGUAUUAUUUGCCAGGGCGAGCAGCCCUGGGAGAUGCGCAGUUGGGUGGCUGCGCCAUGGUUCUUAAAGAAGUGGAAGCUGCUACUGGGUAAUUUCUAAGUUACCUUGAAGCUGUGAGCAUUGUUUCGAAACUUGCUGGCCGAAGGUUUAAGCUCUGUAUAGCCUUUCGUUCGUGCUGGUAAUGAAGCUGUUCGGUGGACUUCAUAGUGCGAUUUUGGGUUAUAUAUAUUGGGCUGGAGCUUGGGAAACAUGAUAUAGCUGGUCACAAUUGUCCCGAGCUCCUGGUAGAUGUGAGGUGCAUGUUGAAGGGCUUUCGAGGGAAAGAACAAAGUGCUCGGCAUGAAUAUUAAUGCGCAGUUAAAACGAGAAGGAAAUCGAUGGAUCCGCUGAAGAGAAAAUAAAAUGUUUCAAGGAUAGACAGAUAGCUACAAUAUGCCUCGAUUGUCUUUCAGUCAGAGGGGGCAUUCAUAGGAGGUCAUAUUCUCAUAUAGGAGACCAUAGUAGGGCAGCUCAACGAUUGCCCACCUAUGUGUGGUAUUUUCACAGGCCUCGGCCAUAGGUGGGUGAGGCUCCCGAAUAUUCCUACGAGGAUUGAGGAUUGCAUUACACAGAUGGGCCUUCCCCGUGCAGUGACAC